This is a messenger RNA of Mauremys mutica (yellowpond turtle), 3742 nucleotides long. Its product is annotated as bifunctional heparan sulfate N-deacetylase/N-sulfotransferase 4-like. Gene Ontology annotation, cellular component: Golgi apparatus. The record is from RefSeq and is a predicted model, not a curated record. Lineage: Eukaryota; Metazoa; Chordata; Testudines; Geoemydidae. Bases 665 to 3415 code for a protein of 916 amino acids. The transcript is spliced from 16 exons. Gene Ontology annotation, molecular function: deacetylase activity; heparan sulfate N-sulfotransferase activity.
CAAGAAGGAAGCUGCAUUUUAACGGUGUGCUGAACGGAGGUCUGAAUCAUUCCAGCUGGCUGCUUGUUUUGAAAAGGACAGUAUGUGUAUAAAUAAAAUGUGACUGUGCUGGAAGAGUUCAGUUACUAGGGGCUGGAGCAAGAGGAGUCUUCCUGGGAUACUAUUCACACUGCUAGUCUGAACUGAAAACUCUCUCUCUCUUCACUGAGCCAAGUGAAGAAAUUUGAAUAGUGGAUGUCUCUUUCCCACACACUAGACAAACUCAAGUGAAAAGAAAAAGGAAGAAAUUCUUCUAUAGUACCGGAGGGACCCAAGAGGAAAAAAAGCUGAGGGGAAAAAAGGAGAAAAUGUAGAUCUACUAAUUGCAUGCUAUUCACCUGGGCUACAGAAGUGGACUAAGAAAUUUAAUAAUGUUAAGCAUCAUCUCCAUUGAUUUUUUGCAAGUGCUGCAUUCAGAGAAGAUCUCUUCCAAUUUAGAUUUCCAGAUACUUUGACUUUGAGCUCUAACAACUUUAUAACCUCCCCAAAGCCCCUCAUAAAUGCAUUGCAAUGGUCACAUGAACAUUUGGGGCGUGGUACCAGCACCAUUUUUUGUCCUCUAUGCUAUGGCACUUUAAGAGGAUAAAGCCAAAAACUUUUUUUUAAUUGAAAGUAUUCCAAAAAAAUGAAUCUUAUUAUGAAACUUCGUAGAAGUUUCAGAACAGUGGUAAUUCUCUUAACCACCUUCUGUUUAGUAAGCAUAGUCAUUUCGGCCUAUUACUUAUAUACAGGCUACAAGCAGGAGAUGACCCUAAUUGAAACCACUGGAGAAGCAGAAUGUGAGGGCCUUAAACUUUUACCAUACAGGUCCAUGGAGCUGAAGACUGCUAAGCCGAUGGAUCCAUCUAAUACUGACCCUAUUGUCUUGCUAUUUGUGGAGAGCCAGUACUCCCAGCUUGGACAAGAUAUCAUAGCUAUCCUUGAGUCUAGUCGAUUCCAGUACCAUAUGGUGAUUGCACCUGGAAAAGGUGACAUUCCUCCUCUUACAGAUAGCGGCAAAGGGAAAUAUAUGCUUGUUAUAUACGAGAAUAUUUUAAAGUAUGUGUCCAUGGACUCAUGGAAUAGAGAGCUUCUGGAAAAAUAUUGUGUGGAAUACAGUGUUAGCAUAAUUGGUUUUCAUAAAGCCAAUGAGAACAGCUCACCAAGUAUUAAAUUAAAAGGAUUUCCACUAGACCUUUACAAUAAUGUUGCCCUCAAAGAUUACUUUGUAAACUCUCAAUCUCCUCUACUGCACAUUACCAAAGCACCAAGGGUUGAGAAAGGCCCACUACCUGGGGAAGACUGGACGGUUUUCCUGUUUAAUCACUCCACCUACCAACCAGUGCUUUUAACUGAAUUACAGACUUCCAGAUCUUUCCCAGCAUCAUUGCCUAAGGCUCCACUGUAUGCUACAGUGAUCCAGGACUUGGGGCUUCAUGAUGGGAUUCAGAGAGUCCUUUUUGGAAACAACUUGACCUUUUGGCUACACAAGUUGAUCUUUAUAGAUGCCGUCUCUUUCCUGACGGGGAAGAAGCUCGCAUUGUCCUUGGAUAGGUACAUUCUUGUCGAUAUAGAUGACAUCUUUGUUGGAAAGGAGGGAACAAGAAUGAACGUCCAGGAUGUGAAGGCAUUACUAGAGACUCAAAAUUUACUGCGCACUCAGGUUGCAAAUUUUACCUUCAACCUUGGAUUUUCAGGAAAGUUUUACCACACAGGAACUGAAGAGGAGGAUGAAGGUGAUGACCUGUUAUUGGGGUCUGUAGAUGAGUUCUGGUGGUUUCCCCAUAUGUGGAGUCACAUGCAGCCUCAUCUGUUCCAUAAUGAGUCAUCACUGGUGGAGCAGAUGAUUCUCAACAAGGACUUUGCACUAGAACAUGGUAUUCCGACUGACAUGGGCUAUGCAGUGGCUCCGCACCACUCUGGGGUCUACCCUGUACAUGUUCAGCUUUAUGAGGCCUGGAAGAAGGUCUGGGGUAUCAAAGUCACAAGCACAGAAGAGUAUCCACAUCUAAAACCUGCACGGUACAGACGGGGCUUCAUCCACAAUGGCAUCAUGGUACUUCCUCGACAGACCUGUGGCCUUUUCACCCACACAAUUUUCUACAAGGAGUAUCCUGGGGGCCCUCAAGAAUUGGACAAAAGCAUCCGAGGAGGUGAACUCUUCCUCACCAUCCUCCUGAAUCCCAUCAGCAUCUUCAUGACCCAUUUGUCCAACUACGGGAAUGACCGCCUGGGGUUAUAUACCUUUUUGAAUCUGGCCAACUUUGUUAAGAGCUGGACUAACCUAAAACUACAGACCCUGCCUCCAGUUCAGCUGGCUCACAAGUACUUUGAACUCUUCCCUGAGCAAAAGGACCCUCUCUGGCAGAAUCCAUGUGAUGAUAAACGGCAUAGGGAUAUCUGGUCCAGAGAUAAAACUUGUUACCAUCUUCCAAAAUUUCUUGUGAUUGGACCUCAGAAAACAGGAACAACAGCACUUUAUUUAUUUCUCCUUAUGCAUCCUUCUAUCAUCAGUAAUCUCCCUAGUCCAAAAACUUUUGAAGAAGUUCAGUUCUUCAACGGAAACAACUAUCACAAGGGAAUUGACUGGUACAUGGAUUUCUUCCCUACCCCUUUGAAUGUCACCACUGACUUUCUGUUUGAGAAAAGUGCCAACUACUUCCAUUCAGGGGAGGCACCCAGACGAGCAGCUUCCCUGGUCCCCAAGGCCAAGAUCAUCACCAUUCUCAUUGACCCAUCAGAUCGGGCAUACUCCUGGUAUCAGCACCAGCGAUCUCAUGAGGACCCUGCUGCUCUGAAGUUCAAUUUCUAUGAAGUGAUUACAUCAGACCAUUGGGCUCCCUCAGAGUUAAGGACUCUCCAGAAGAGAUGUCUGAUCCCUGGGUGGUACGCUACCCAUAUAGAAAGAUGGCUAACUCACUUUCCCACUUCCCAGUUGCUAAUUAUUGAUGGACAGCAGCUAAGAAGUGACCCAGCUACAGUGAUGGAUGAAGUGCAGAAGUUUCUGGGAGUCUCACCUCAUUAUAAUUACUCUGAAGCUCUAACGUUUGACCCUCAGAAAGGCUUUUGGUGUCAGCUGCUGGAAGGAGGGAAGACAAAAUGCCUGGGGAAAAGCAAAGGCCGAAAAUACCCACCAAUGGAUCAGGAGUCUAGAGCUUUUCUUUCAAGCUACUACAGAGAUCACAAUGUGGAACUGUCCAAACUACUGCACAGAUUGGGACAACCCCUGCCAUACUGGCUGAGACAGGAGCUUCAGAAAAGUAUCCUUUUAAUGCGACUGCUAAGGUGUGGACCUAUCUACAGAUUGGAUCCCCCAUCACUACCAUAUCUGGAAAAGCUAGCAGAAAAUAAGGAUUUGCAAAUACCAGAGAUUCUUAAGUGUUCAGUGUUCCAGUGACUGGAUACUUUUUAUAAAAUAUAAUCAGCAUCAUUUGGAAAUAUUUUUUUUUAAAGUCCUAGUCAAAGAUUUGAGACAUGGGCAAAAAGCUAAUGGCCUUGCCUACAGGGUUUUUUGUUGUUGUUGUUCUUUCUUUUUCUAUCUGAAAACAGCACAUCCAGUUUAACUCUGAUAUAUACUUGAGGUUUGGGAAAAAGCAAAAUAAAUUUUGAUCACAAAGUAUUUUUGUUGGGGGGGGGCAGGGAGAAAAAUCUGUAUUUGCUGAAAUUGUUUUAAGUAAUUGUGUAUACACCCUCUUAGUUCUUCUCACUUCUACAAAAUAAACAC